UAAUAUCCUGCUAAGGAAAGAAUAUUUCAUAUGUAUUUUAAACAAUAUUUUCAUUGCAAAGUCAAAUAUGUCAAUUAAAGAACUGUAAUAAAAAGAAAAAAUAUAUUUUUAAACGUACAACUUCUCAACAUGGUGAAAAAUUUAAUUUAUUUUCUGAGCAUUUUAUUAGUGCUGCUUACAACGAAAAAAAAGGAUGUUUUCGCAAGUAAUGUUAUGUUUGGAAUUAAUGGUUUUCAGCAAUCAUCAGGAAUUUGUCAUUUAUAUAAUGGAACAAUUUGUCAAGAAGUUUUAAGAAAUGUACACGUCUUUAUAUCGCCGAACCUCACUAUGAACGCCAUAGAAGAACGGUUGAAAGCCGCUUAUGGUGUAAUCAAAGAAUCAAAGGAUAUGAAUUCGAAUUGUCGAAUGUAUGCCUUACCCAGUCUAUGUUUCAGUUCGCUACCUAUUUGUCGAACUCCUGAACGAACGAAUUUGUUGUACUUUGCAAAAGUCGCAACGAAUGCUAAGCGUUACAAAAACUCCAAUAUAAGUACACGAAAUAAGAGGACUAAAACUAGAGAUAUAAAAAACAUAAAUAUAUUUAUAAAAAAAAAAUCAACUAUUUAUGAAGAUGUAUUCAGAACCGACAUUGCUAGUAAAUAUCCACCCACAAGAGAAUCUGAAAAUGUGAAACGUAUUUGUCGCGAAGAAUGCGAACUUUUAGAAAAUGAGCUUUGCCAAAAGGAGUAUGCCAUUGCCAAAAGGCAUCCCGUCAUUGGUAUUGUUGGAGUUGAAGAUUGUCAAAAAUUACCACCACAUAAAGAUUGUUUGUCUUUGGGAAUAACUAUAGACGUAGAUGAAAGUGAGAAAUGCUAUUGGGAGAACGGUUCAAGCUAUAGAGGGAUACAAAAUUCAUCAGUAUCUGGAAAGUCAUGUUUAAGAUGGUCCUGGCUAAUGAAAGAAAUUUCCGACUUCCCCGAACUUAUAGGUCAAAAUUAUUGCAGGAAUCCCGGAAGUGUUGAAAGUAGCCCUUGGUGCUUUGUGGAUGCUUCCAGUGAACGUAUUAUUGAACUUUGUGAUAUUCCUAAAUGUGCGCAAAAAAUUUGGCUAACCAUUGCUUGGACGACUGGAGCAACAAUCAUUAUUUUCAUAAUAUUAUUGUCCAUAUUACUUUUUCAAAGGAGAACAUUCAUGCACUAUGGAAUGAGAAAUAUUCAAAAUAUCAAUACACCUAGUGCUGAUAAAAAUAUUUAUGGAAAUGCACAGUUUAACUCUAACUCUAACCAAGAUGUAGGUAGAGUUCAUACAGGCAAUAUUUCGGAUAAUAUUUCCAUAGGACCUAAGAACGCGGAACGAAACACACUGUUGAGAAUAUCUCAUUUCUCAUUGCAAGACGUUGAGUUUUUAGAAGAGCUGGGUGAAGGAGCUUUUGGUAAAGUAUAUAAAGGGCAGCUGACACAAUAUAAUAAAUCCGUCACUGUUGCUAUCAAGGCCCUAAAGGAGAACGCUUCAUUGAAAACGCAACAAGACUUUAAGCGUGAAAUUGAACUAAUAUCGGACUUAAAGCACCAAAAUAUUGUCUGUAUAUUGGGGGUAGUCUUGAAUAAAGAGCCUUACUGUAUGCUCUUCGAGUAUAUGGCUAAUGGUGAUGUGCACGAGUUUUUAAUUUCGAACUCCCCUAGUGAAGGUAAAUCGCUAUCACAGCUAGAAUUCUUACAAAUUGCAUUGCAAAUCAGCGAAGGCAUGCAAUAUUUAUCAGCGCAUCAUUACGUUCAUCGAGACCUGGCUGCUCGUAACUGUUUGGUCAAUGAGGGAUUGAUCGUAAAAAUUUCAGAUUUCGGAUUGUCAAGAGAUAUUUACAGCUCGGAUUAUUAUCGGGUUCAGUCAAAGUCGUUACUACCUGUACGCUGGAUGCCAUCAGAGUCUAUAUUAUAUGGAAAAUUUACAACGGAGAGUGAUGUAUGGUCAUUUGGAGUUCUACUUUGGGAAAUAUACAGCUAUGGAAUGCAGCCAUAUUAUGGUUAUAGUAACCAAGAAGUAAUCAGUCUAAUUCGGUCGAGACAGUUACUUUCAUCUCCAGAAAACUGUCCAGCCGCAGUUUAUUCUCUUAUGAUAGAAUGCUGGAAUGAGCAAUCAGUAAAACGUCCAACAUUUACAGACAUUUCGAACCGUUUAAAAUCGUGGCAUGACGGGCAUAUUAAUUCAAGUAACUAAAUAAUUAAUUGUAGUUUUAUAUUUGAUAUGAUUACAUAUUUUCUAACCAGUUUAGUUAAUAUAAGUUUAAGUUUUCAAUGAA
Molecule: messenger RNA, 2275 nt
Organism: Drosophila obscura
Lineage: Eukaryota; Metazoa; Arthropoda; Insecta; Diptera; Drosophilidae
Gene: Ror
Product: tyrosine-protein kinase transmembrane receptor Ror
Exons: 8
Coding region: 130-2193 (687 amino acids)
Biological process (GO): multicellular organism development; positive regulation of kinase activity; cell surface receptor protein tyrosine kinase signaling pathway
Cellular component (GO): membrane; signaling receptor complex
Molecular function (GO): protein binding; transmembrane receptor protein tyrosine kinase activity; ATP binding
Source: RefSeq, a predicted model, not a curated record